CCUAUUGACUGCGAUAGGGUCCCUGCUUUUCUUCUGAGUCUGUCUUUGUUGAAGGAGGAGGAAGAGAAGAGACCCCUAUUACUUUUUUCUUCCCCCACCAAGUCUGGCGGAGGCGCGUGAGGAGGCAAGAGGAGAGGAGGAGGAGAAACGAAAGGAGCAGCAGCAUCCAGGAAAGGUGGAGAGGGAGGAGGAGGAGAAACGGAGCUGCUCCGGUUAAGACCAACAGCGAAACGAAGAGGCUCUACGUUUUUACCGGUUACACCUCCAACCUCUUUCUUCCGGCGGUGGAUGCAAAUCAACUUUGGAAAGAAGAGCUGCGGCAUGAGUUGCACCUCAGGGUACGGCAUCUUCAGCCCGUCCCGGAAAUGAACUGAGCUCACCGAGGAGAGCGCUGGUUGGUCGAUGAAGUCCUGAAUCCUGCAGUGAAACCAUGAGGUCACAACGAAACUCCGGAUUGGCUGGCAGGCUGACGCUGCUGGUGGUCACCUGCCUCUGUGCCUUUCACACAACCACAGCCAUCGAUAUUCCUCUUGAGGUUUUGGGUCACGUAAACAUUGAGCAGCUGCCCACCAUCACAGAUCAGGCCCCCAGCUCCCUCAUCGCCUUUCCUUUCGACGAGAGCUUCCCCAUGACGUGCGAGGCCAAAGGGAAUCCCGAACCAAAAUUCCAGUGGGAAAAAAACGGGGAAGAUUUUGACCCUUAUCUAGAUCCUCGACUGAUGAAAGAGGAGAAUUCUGGGACUUUUGUGAUCCCCAACAACGGGAACCUCACAGAGUACCAGGGAACCUACCGCUGUUACGCUUCAAACAAACUGGGGACGGCCAUAUCCAAGGAGAUUGAGUUCAUCGUACCAAAUGUUCCAAAAUUCCCUAAAGAGAAGCUGGACCCUGUGGAGGUGGAAGAGGGCCAGCCUUUCAUUCUGAAAUGUGACCCCCCCACCGGCAUCCCGCCCCUGCAGAUCUACUGGAUGACUAUCAACCUCCAGCACAUUGAGCAGGACGAGCGGGUGUCCACCGGCCUCAAUGGGGACCUCUACUUCUCACACGCCGUGGAGAAGGACAGCCGGAGGGACUACUGCUGCUUCGCCGCCUUCCACAGGAUACGCACCAUCGUUCAGAAGACCGCCAUGUCUGUCAACGUCAAGACAAGAGGAGGUGACAGGUCUGAGAGUGCCAAUGCAAUCCUGGAGAGGAAACCCUCACUUCUAACGCCUCCUGGUGGCAGUUCAGAGAAACAGCUGGUCAAAGGAGAGGACUUGGAAUUGGAGUGUAUUCCAGAAGGAAUUCCAACUCCACAGGUGGAGUGGAUAAAAAUUGGUGACCAGCUUCCUGUUAAAGCAAAGCUGGAGAAUCACAGGAAGCUGCUGAUCGUUCCCAGAGCACAACAGGAGGACAGCGGGAAGUACAUGUGCAGAGCAAGGAACCCACUGGGAGAAGUUGUCCAUUACUUCACAGUGACAGUUGAAGGGCCUCCAGAGUGGGAGUCGGAGCCACAGAGCCAGCUCAGUAUGAUCGGCUCCCAUGUCCACAUCAAGUGCUCGGCCCGCGGCGUCCCGGAGCCCACCAUCACAUGGAGGGUGAAUGGCCAGCUGCUGCAGGACUCCCCAGCGGCCAACAGGAAGAUUCUCGGCGAUGCCGUCUUCUUACAGAACGCCAAAGCCUCUGACAGCGCCGUCUAUCAGUGUGAGGCCUCCAACAGACAUGGGACCCUUCUGUCCAACGCCAACAUCAUGAUCAUGAAUUUGCAGCCUAUGAUUCUGACAAAUAACGGGGAGGAUUACUCUGCAGUGGAGGGAAAGGGAGUGAUGAUGCACUGUAAGGUCUUCAGUUCCCCUCCUUCAGCAAUCACUUGGAGCAGGGAUGACUCCUCUGAGUCGGUGGCAGGACCCCGGUUUACGUUUCAUGACAACGGUUCGCUGGAGAUCCACUCGGCAGAGAAAGGCGACGUGGGACAGUAUACCUGUUUGGCUAAAAACACGGAGGGAUCAUCCGCCAUCGACGCCGUUCUCUACAUAAAAGAUCCCACCAGAAUAGUGGUGGCCCCAAAGGACCUGCAGAUCUUAAAAGGCAGUGCAGCCCAGCUCUCCUGCCUGGCAGAGUACGACGAGUCCUUCAGCAACGACUUUGAGCUCCUGUGGGAGAAAGAUAACACACAGAUAGUGCUCAACUACACAGAGAAUCCCAGAUACAUCAUGGAGGAUGGCUAUCUUAACAUCAGCGACGUUAGCCAUGGAGAUCAGGGUGUGUACAGUUGUGUGGCGAAGACUCCGCUGGACAGAGACACAGCUUCGGCCUUCCUCAUGGUGUUAGAUGUCCCCGUCGCUCCAGAGAACUUGGUUUUAUCUGAGCACAAGAGUAAAAGCGUAAAGCUGGAGUGGAUCCCCGGGGACGACCACAACAGCUCCCCUACAGAGUUCAUCAUCGAGUUUGAGGAAAACAAGUGGGAGCCAGGAAACUGGAAGGAGCUGCUCCGAGUCCCUGGGAACCACAACUCUGCCAUCCUCAGGCUCCAUGGUCACGUUGAGUAUCGCUUCCGUGUUUACGCCAUCAGCGCCAUCGGAGCGGGGCUGCCUAGCGAACCCACGGAGAGAUACAAGACCCCCCCGUCAGCCCCUGACAAGAACCCAGAAAAUAUCAAAAUCGAAGGUCAUUUGCCACAUGAAAUGAGUAUCAACUGGGAGCCGCUGCUGCCCAUCGAGCACAACGGCCCCGGCCUGGAGUACAAGGUGAGCUACAGGCGGCAGGACGGGCAGGAGGAGUGGACGGAGCACACCGUGAAGAGGCACUCGUUUGUGGUGCGGAACACUCCCACCUUCGUUCCCUACGAGGUGAAGAUCCAGGCCAGGAACAACCAGGGCUGGGGGCCCGAGCCCAGGAUUGUGAGCGGAUACUCAGGAGAGGACUUUCCCUCUGCUGCACCUGACGACGUAGCUGUGGAGGUGAUGAACAGCUCAGCGGUCAGAGUGACCUGGACACGCGUCCACAAGGACAAGCUCCAUGGACAUCUGGGAGGCUACAGGAUAAACUGGUGGCGCCUGCGCAGCCUGGUGGACUCCAAGAAAAGCCACGGAGACAAACACUCUCUGGCGUUCCCCGGGGAUCGGACCCACGGCACCGUGCCGGGCCUGACGCCCUUCUCUGAGUACAGUCUCAUCGUCAUGACCUUCAACGGGAGAGGCAACGGUCCGGGCAGCCAUCCGGUCAACUUCAAAACCCCAGAGGGAGUCCCAGAGAAAAACCCAGUUUUGAGGGUCACGGAUGUAAAGAGGAACUCAGUGUCUCUGGCCUGGGCCCCUCCUUUGGAGCCCAAUGGGAUUCUAACAGGAUAUGUACUGGAGUACCAGCUCAUUAAUGACACAGAGGAAGUUGGGCCUCUGCAGGCUGUGAACAUCAGCAACCCUGACACCACGAAGUGGAUCCUGCAUGAAUUAGAGCCUCUGAGCAAAUACAAGUUGUAUCUUCGCUCCUGCACUGCGGUUGGCUGUGGGCCCGUUGUCAGCGAGGAGAGCACCACCGCCCUGGAAACAACUUCUUCUUUGGCUCCUACUGUUGGCAUCAGAAAGUCUCUCUCAACUCCGACCACUCCAAAGUCACAUGUGACCAAACCCACUCGUCCCAACAUAGGCCUGGCCAGCGUCCACGGAGGAAUCUCCACCCAGGGCUGGUUUAUCGGCCUCAUGUCUGCCAUCGCUCUGCUCACACUCAUCGUGUUGAUUGCUUGCUUUGUCAACAGAAAUAAAGGAGGAAAGUAUUCCGUGAAAGAAAAAGAAGACCUUCAUCCAGACGUGGAGUCCCAGGGCAUUAAUGAUGACACAUUCUGUGAAUACAGCGACAACGACGAGAAGCCGCUGAAGGGCAGCCAGCGCUCCCUCAGCAGGGAGAUCAAGGCGGCGGACAGUGGGGACAGCCUGGUGGACUACGGCGACGAGGACGUUCAGUUCAACGAAGACGGCUCGUUCAUCGGCGAGUAUGGGAGCCGCAAGGAGAAGAGGGCGUCGGCCGAGGUCAAAGCCUCCACUCAGACCCCAGCGUGAGGAACAGAACGCCCAGCCAGCAUCACUCUACCCACAUGGAACCAACAAACCCAGGAGGACAGAGACGUUAUCGAAGACUGCCGAACAUUUUGUGUCAAAACGUAAUGAGUCAUUGCCAACUGCACACUGCCAUACUCAUUCUCUAAAGCUCUGUUCCUUCACACUGCAACACAAGCGUUACUAAAUACCAUGUAUAUAUAGUGUAUAUUGUAUGUGUUGAGUGUUCCUUUUUUAUAAUUAUUAUCACAAAAACUUUAGAGGUGGUGAUUUGUUUUGUAUUGUUUGCUCUUCAUGUUGGUGUUUUCAGCUGCACUCUGGUUUGUAUAAAUGGUGAACUCUCACAUGGCGCUCUGUCAUUACAUGAACCACUGAUGUCACUGUGUUGCAGGUCACAGGCGAGUAGGGAGAAGUUGAUAUUUUUCCAGUCGAGCAAUUAUUACUGACCUUUUUAUAUCUGAAACAAUUCAUUAAAUUUGAUGUGAUUUGUGUAUGAAA
Molecule: messenger RNA, 4528 nt
Organism: Xiphophorus maculatus (southern platyfish)
Lineage: Eukaryota; Metazoa; Chordata; Actinopteri; Cyprinodontiformes; Poeciliidae
Gene: chl1b
Product: cell adhesion molecule L1 like
Exons: 29
Coding region: 431-4033 (1200 amino acids)
Biological process (GO): cell-cell adhesion
Molecular function (GO): protein binding
Source: RefSeq, a predicted model, not a curated record